CUGGUGAAGUGGCUGCGUAUGGUUGAGCUCGUCAUAAUUUUGAUGUAAUAUUAAUCCGUAAAACAACACAUAGUCGCUUGGUUUACAUAAAUUCUGUCUGUAUAGAACGAGCAAAAUGGGGAAAAGGGAAAAGUUAGAGCGAGACAAAAAGUCCAAAAAGCGAUAUUAUGAGGAUGAUGAUGACUUUGAAGAGGAAUCUGUGGGAAGUGAAUCACAGGAGGCCAUACCCGCAGCAGCUGGCAAGCAGGUGGAUGAGUCCACUAUCAAACAUGAUGAGUAUGGCGCAAAGGACUACCGCUUACAGAUGUUACUAAAGAAUGACCAUUCCUCUCGACCUUUGUGGGUGGCUCCUGAUGGUCAUAUCUUCCUAGAGGCUUUCUCUCCAGUCUAUAAAUAUGCACAGGACUUUCUGGUGGCCAUUGCUGAGCCAGUAUGCAGGCCUAGUCACAUGCAUGAAUAUAAACUAACCGCGUACUCCCUGUAUGCUGCUGUGAGCGUCGGCCUGCAGACCUCGGACAUCAUCGAGUACCUCCAGAAACUCAGCAAGACCUCCGUACCCGAUGGCAUCAUUCAGUUUAUAAAGUUGUGUACAGUGAGCUAUGGGAAGGUCAAGCUGGUACUGAAGCACAACAGGUAUUUUGUAGAGAGUGCUUUUCCUGAUGUAAUUCAGCGGCUGCUGCAGGACCCGGUGAUUCGAGAUUGUCGACUUCGCACUGCUGAAGGAGAAGAACCUGAGCUCAUCACAGAGGUCAUCUCCAGCAAAUCAGCAAUCUCUAAGACUCAGCAUGACAACGCUGGUGCGUCUACUUCCAAAACAGCAGAAGGAGAGCCUUCUGCUUCCCAGGUUCCUGAGGACAUCUUUAGCUAUUAUGAACAAAUGGACAAAGAGGAAGAAGAGGAGGAAGAGACGCAGACUGUCUCUUUUGAGAUCCGUCAGGAGAUGAUUGAAGAAUUACAGAAGCGCUGUAUCCAGCUUGAGUACCCACUGUUAGCUGAGUAUGACUUCCGCAAUGACACAGUCAACCCCGACAUCAAUAUGGACCUGAAGCCUACAGCCGUGCUCAGACCGUACCAGGAGAAGAGCCUGCGCAAAAUGUUCGGCAAUGGACGAGCUCGCUCAGGAGUGAUCGUGCUGCCCUGCGGAGCUGGAAAGUCUCUGGUGGGUGUUACAGCAGCCUGCACUGUACGCAAGCGUUGCCUGGUCUUGGGAAACUCCUCUGUGUCAGUGGAGCAAUGGAAAGCCCAGUUUAAGAUGUGGUCCACCAUCGAUGACUCGCAAAUAUGCCGCUUUACUUCGGAAGCCAAGGAGAAACCUAUUGGUUGCUCAGUGGCUAUCAGUACAUACUCCAUGCUGGGUCAUACCACCAAGCGCUCCUGGGAGGCAGAGAGGGUGAUGGAGUGGAUGCGCAGCCAGGAGUGGGGGCUUAUAAUCCUUGAUGAGGUCCACACAAUUCCAGCUAGGAUGUUCAGGCGUGUUCUGACCAUCGUCAAAGCUCACUGUAAGAUGGGUUUAACAGCUACACUGGUGAGGGAGGACGAUAAGAUCGUCGAUCUCAACUUUCUGAUCGGGCCCAAACUGUAUGAGGCUAACUGGAUGGAGCUGCAAAACAACGGCUACAUUGCAAAAGUCCACUGUGCUGAGGUGUGGUGUCCUAUGUCACCCGAGUUUUAUCGCGAAUAUGUGGCUAUAAAGAGUAAAAAACGGAUCCUGCUGUACACCAUGAACCCCAACAAGUUCCGCGCCUGCCAGUUCCUCAUCCGUUUCCACGAGAGACGCAACGACAAGAUUAUCGUCUUUGCCGACAACGUCUUCGCUCUCAAGGAAUAUGCCAUUCGUCUCAACAAACCCUACAUUUAUGGACCCACAUCACAAGGGGAGAGAAUGCUCAUCCUUCAGAAUUUCAAACUCAACCCCAAAGUCAACACAAUUUUUAUCUCCAAGGUGGGAGAUACGUCCUUUGACUUGCCUGAGGCGAAUGUUUUGAUUCAGAUCUCGUCUCACGGAGGCUCCCGCCGUCAGGAGGCCCAGAGAUUGGGUAGAGUUCUGCGUGCCAAGAAAGGAAUGGUUGCUGAGGAGUACAAUGCCUACUUUUACUCACUGGUGUCUCAGGACACACAAGAGAUGGCCUAUUCUACCAAAAGACAGCGCUUCCUUGUUGACCAGGGAUACAGCUUCAAGGUUAUUACUAAGCUGGCAGGGAUGGAGGAGGAGGACCUGAUGUUUUCCUCACGUGAGGAGCAACAGCAGCUGCUGCAGAAAGUUCUGGCCGCAAGUGACCUUGAUGCAGAGGAGGAGGUGGUCUCAGGAGAAUUUGGAGGAAAAACUCAAUUUUCUCGCAGGACCGGAACUAUGAGUUCAAUGUCGGGGGCUGAUGACACAAUCUACAUGGAGUACCAGUCUCGCGGCAGCAAACAAGCAAUCGGAAAGAACAUUCAUCCUCUUUUCAAACGCUUCCGAAAGUGAUCCGUGUUCCGCAGAGUCACCUAAAGUUUCUGAUAUUGCCUCAGAUCCAUAAUCCAGACCAAGGCCUCUGUAAAACUGGAAGGAAAGAGGAAUAAUUCUGUAAAUAUUGUUGCCUGUUUUGCAUAGUUAGUAAAAACGCUAAGGCAUAAGUGGGGGAAAAAUUGGAAAGACUAAAUUAUGACAGAAUGUGACUCUGAAUGGCUAAAGCACUACACCGUUUUAUGUUUGAGAAUACAGAUUUUUAAAAGAGCAGAAGCAGUACUACAAUACUGCAUUGCCUGCGUAUCCUGGGUACCUGGGAUCCAUCAUUAAUCUAUGCAUCCUGCUGGCCUAGUUUGGCAUGUUUAUUUAAUGUCUACAUGGGUUCUCCUGCCACUUCCCAAAAUGUUCCCGUGGGUGAAGUUGCUACUGUUAAUUGUUUCAAGUGUAAGCCAUUAUGUAAUUGUCUAAUGCCCUGCUAUGAGUUUCCUCUUUGUAGUGAAUCAAUGAAUGAAUGAAGGUAGGUAGGUAGGUAGGUAGAAAGUCAUCAACUAUGCAGUACUGUGGCUUACAAACUUCAUAUUUGAUGAAACAGUAUAGAGUAUACAAUUCUAUAUUAGUGACAUGAGUUUGUAUUUUGCAUGGCAGAUGAACACCACGUUUGUUAAAUUACAUUUCAUUGAAAUGAAAUGAAAUAAUGCAUAUAUGAAGCUUUGUACUAAUCUGGUUUAACCAAUGCUAAAGCCUUAUUCCGAGUACUUAGCCUGAGCGGCCUAUUGUAUUCUAGAAAUUCUUGGUUGCCAAAUUGCCUAAAAUGCAUCUUCAUAUUUUGUCAUGUUGUGUUUCCAAUUUAGCUUUCCUGCUGAGGUGAUGUUUUUGUUUGUUUGCUAUUAAAGAGAAAUAUAUCAAA
Trichomycterus rosablanca is the source of this 3353-nucleotide messenger RNA. It is a transcript of the gene ercc3, whose product is annotated as excision repair cross-complementation group 3. The transcript has 15 exons. Gene Ontology annotation, molecular function: DNA binding; hydrolase activity; 3'-5' DNA helicase activity. The coding region runs from base 116 to 2464 and encodes 782 amino acids. The record is from RefSeq and is a predicted model, not a curated record. Lineage: Eukaryota; Metazoa; Chordata; Actinopteri; Siluriformes; Trichomycteridae. Gene Ontology annotation, biological process: transcription initiation at RNA polymerase II promoter; nucleotide-excision repair. Gene Ontology annotation, cellular component: nucleotide-excision repair factor 3 complex; transcription factor TFIIH holo complex; transcription preinitiation complex.